AGCGAGAGCUCACAAGAUGAUGUCGAACAAAUUGGGAUGUUUGGUAUUUCUAGCCUCGUUGUUGUUACUAGAGGUCCAUGCACAGGCGGGACCAGAAUUGAUGAGAAAAAGAGGACCACCAUUGAUGAGAAAGAGGGGAAGUGGUGUGGUCAAGGAUCCUAGUGAAGAAGGUUGUGUCAGCUGGUAUCCAGACUCCCCCUGGAGCUGCAGUGAUGGUUCUGGCAUUUGUAUGUCUGAUAACAACAUAUGCGACGGUUUCAAAGUUUGUGACGAUGGGGGUGAUGAGAAUGACUGUGGUUGGGGUGAAACUGACGGAAACGGUUGCACGAAACCCAGACAAAUCGGAAACACGGGGAUUGAUGAUCUGAAAAAACAGAUUCUAGAUGCUCAUAAUUAUUUCCGAUGUCUUCACGGAUCGCCACCUCUUGUAUGGGAUAAAACACUCGAACGAUUUGGUAAGGGUGUGGCCACCGACAACAAGAACAAAGGGACGAUUGAACAUGCCAAGAAUAACAAAUACGGAGAGAAUCUUGCGAUGAAUAUGCUGGAAUCUUCCGACGGAAUCACUGGGUUCGGAUUUACUAAGAUGUGGUAUGACGAGAUCAAAGACUACAAUUUCAAUAAUCCAGGAUUUGACUGGAGAACUGGCCACUUCACCGCUCUUCUCUGGAAGGACACCAAGAAAGUUGGUUGCGACUUUGACAACCGUCCUGACGACUUUUUCACCCAGUUCUACGUCGCCUGUGAAUACGACCCUCCAGGUAACGACAUGACCGGAGAUGCCUUCGAACAAAACGUGUUACCGUUACUUUAGACUUGUAAUGUCAAUGUACAUGCAACUUCGUUUCUAUCUAACAUGGCUGCCUAUUCUUGAAAACUGUUGUUUGGUUUAUUUAUGUGACAUAAACCACUAGUUACUGGGUAGUACAUUAUGCAAUUUAAGAGGUAGUUAAUUUCAUUCUAUCGAAUAAUUAAAUCAAUCACGCAGGUGCAUUCAAUAAAUAGGCGUGAUAACAUGUGAACAUUUUUGUGGCGUAGAUUUAUAUCAAUGUUGUAGUUUGUUUUUAGUGAUUGUACCGCAUUCAUAUAUGUUCUAUACCAUUGUUAUACGUAUUUGGGAAAUUGUGGUUUUAUACUCCUCAAUACAUUUAGCAUGACUGCUGACCCCCUGUCUUUCAACUCACAUUGUUUGGGCUAUUUUACUUUAUAUCAUCCGUAAUGCCAAGGCAAUACUAAAGGCUAAUUGGUCGUUGUGUGACGUUCUUUCAAUGUAUUCAAUGGAGAAUCUAUGCAAACAUGUGUUGCCAUUUUCAAUUACGUCAUACUAUAACAAUAAUGCUAGUUGAUUUCGUCGCAUAAAAUAGGCCGCCAUGUUGGAUACAUGUGUUGAUUGCAAUUCAGAGCAUGCAGCGGCUUCAACACGAUUGAUCCGCCUCUAAGUUACACUUUUUUGAGUAAUUUAGCAAACAUUGUUACUAACAAUACUGCAUUUAACUUCAAUAGCAAUAACGAUCGUGGCUUUCUUUAUGGUGCGUUAUACUUACAAUAGAUGUUGUGUAUUAAAUAAACAUUUAUCGCUAACAAGUUUAGAAA
Saccoglossus kowalevskii is the source of this 1593-nucleotide messenger RNA. Its product is annotated as Golgi-associated plant pathogenesis-related protein 1-like. Gene Ontology annotation, molecular function: protein binding. Gene Ontology annotation, cellular component: extracellular region. The record is from RefSeq and is a predicted model, not a curated record. NCBI's taxonomy places the organism in Eukaryota, Metazoa, Hemichordata, Enteropneusta, Harrimaniidae.